This is a messenger RNA of Oncorhynchus gorbuscha (pink salmon), 2287 nucleotides long. RefSeq names its product LIM domain and actin-binding protein 1-like. The coding region runs from base 198 to 1853 and encodes 551 amino acids. Gene Ontology annotation, cellular component: plasma membrane; actin cytoskeleton. The transcript is spliced from 3 exons. The record is from RefSeq and is a predicted model, not a curated record. Gene Ontology annotation, molecular function: actin filament binding. NCBI's taxonomy places the organism in Eukaryota, Metazoa, Chordata, Actinopteri, Salmoniformes, Salmonidae. Gene Ontology annotation, biological process: actin filament bundle assembly.
GGCCGCCACCGAGGACCUACUGAAGAGCUUCCACCAGUCCUGGGCCGAAAGCGAGAGUGUGUUCCAGAAUCUGGGAUUCAGUGUCUCAGAACAGAGGACAUCACAGAUCGUAACACACCAGCAGGAGACUGUCGUGACGGAAAAUUCGAGUUCCAGAGUCCGAACUGUGUACGGUGUGUCGGAAGAGGGUGUAUCCGAUGGAGUGUCUGAUCGCAGACAAACACAAUUUCCAUAAAAGCUGCUUCCGCUGUGAGCACUGCAGUGGCAAACUAAGCCUUGGCAACUACGCCUCUCUCCAUGGACGAAUGUACUGCAAGCCCCACUUCAACCAACUGUUCAAGUCCAAAGGAAAUUAUGACGAAGGAUUCGGACAGAAGCCUCACAAAGACCUUUGGAGUGCUAAAAAUCAAGAGUAUUCCAUUGAAAAUGAAAAGACUAAGCUAAAAUCACCGUCCCCUGAAAAACUAGAUUCCAGAAAUUCCACAGCCAGGAGCAGUGUCAGUUCGACAAAGAUAGAGGUACCACCUCCACAGGAAAAGGAAGUGAGCAAAUCACAGGAUGAAAACAUAAAGCACACUAGUAAGAUUGCGGUUGUAUGGCCCCCUCAGAAUGAUUCUCCCAAGAAAGUGUUCAUGAUGGAGGACGAGGUGAAGCUGGUUAAACCCUUAUGGCCCCCCCAGGAUAGCUCUCCACAGACUGACAACGAUGCUCAUAAAAGCCAGAUCAAUGAACCUUCAUUAAACGACAGCCCUGCUAUAAAAACACAAAAUUGUUCUCAAGAAACUGCAUGGGAAUGUGCCGUUGUAACUGUAGAAACUCCAGCAGAGAAGAAGGCUUUGACCACUCCUGUAGACCUAGUAGAGGUAACAGACAGUACUCCCACCCAUGAACCCCCAAGAGACGGUGGCAUAGAGGUAGCUGGGAAAGUGGAAGCCAAUGUGGAAGUGACACGCGAGGUGAACGAGGAAGGAGCUGUGGAAGGUGGGAAUGUGACAGAAAAAGAUGAAAAGGAAAGUGGAGAGAAGGUAGAGGAGGUGAGAGUAAAUGGGCAUAGCGGGGAGGCUGAGGCAGAGAACCCUUAUAAAGAGGAGAAGGAGAAACUUGAGAAAGUAAAUGGGAGUGAGGAGGAUAAAGUCAAGGUCACAGUGAUAGAUGGUGAGGAAUCAGGUGAGCCAGCAGUAAACGCAAACUCCAACAACAACAAUAACGGACUAUUAUUAUUUGACCAUGAACCAAAGUUCAAAGUGCUUGAUGACUACAAAAUGGGAGAAAGAGAUUUCAUACUUCAGUCCACAGAACCAGCUGCUGCCGAAAGCGACUUUAAGGAGGGCAUAUUCGGGGAUGAAGAACUAAAAUGGAUGCCAACCAACGUUCUAGACAUGGCACAGAGGGAUGACGCUUUUGUGCCAAUGGGUGCCAAAUGUAUGGAGGCCACAGACGACAGUCUAGAUGAACAUGUCUUCACAGGGGCGACUCAGAGUACAUUUUCUUUUGAAGCGGAACCAAAGAUUAGCACCUCUAGCUUCCUGGAGGACAUUUUUGCUGGGCUCGAUAACAGUUCCAUCCUCCUGUCUGAUUUCAAGUCUGACCUCUUCAGUGAGUCCGUCAGUGAGAGGCCCUUGGUGUCAUCUCUGGACGACCUUUUGGAUUUUGGAAUGGAGCCAAGAGGAAACACAGAGACACCCAAAGACGGGCGGAACGGGGAUGAACCGCUUGACAGAUGUGCCAUGAAGGAUGUCUGUGCACAGGGGAUAAGCAACAUGCUGUGGAAAGAUGAUUAUGACUCGCUGUCAGUGGAGGAACAAAUCAAGAGGAACAGAUAUUAUGACGAGGACGACAGUGACAACUCCUAAAUCUGAUAACAUUUCAUCCAUAUUUUCUAGCACUCAAUUAGUUCAUUCUGUCCACAUACAAUCCCUAAUUUAAUUUCUGUCCGUGGAGAGAAGAAUCGAGCUAAUAUCACAACUUCCCUAUAACUAUUUUUGUACUGUGUUUUGGCAAUGAUAUCGAUGCUCUUUAUUACAAUAUCUUGAUUUGAUCUUGCUGUUUAAAAGCACCUGGUGUGCCGUUUUUAAAAAUUAUAAAGGGAUUUUCUGUUCCAUGUUUUUCUGUAUACAUUGCUUCUGAUAUUUUAAAAUCAUCAAAACAGAACCUGUUCAUGUUUUGCAAUACAUUCAUUGUAAUUUCUCGCUACAGUAUAAUGGUUUUCGAUUUGCUUGGUUUGUUGGAAUGAAUGUCUGUGAGGUUUAAUCUUCUGAGUCUGAUUAAAGAUGAUUUACUUUUCCUA